AGCAUUGUUGUUUGGCAUUUGACGGGAUUCGUUGUGGUUUUGCAGUAUUCAUUUGCGCACUUGUUAAGAUAAUCAUGAUUCUUAAUUUUCAAAAUUAAAUAUUGCAGAAUUCAAAAAAUCAAUGCUAAAUUAAUAUAAAGUGUGAAUGUUACAAUAAAUAUCUGGUAGUUGUUAACGUUUGCUGCCUUAAUAGGGGUAGUAAAAAAGUGUAGGCAGCAACUAAAAUCCCCACAAAAAAAAAACAAAUACGCGAACAAUAGCACGUACAAAUUGACUGGUAGAGGUAGAGCAAAACGCAAAACGGUAUCGCUUUAUUAGAAGGACGUUGACCAAAAUAAUAACAAAGUAGAGCGUGUAUUGAACUUUGAAACAUGUCCACUGCGGAGCCUACCAGCGCACCAGUGCUUGGGCUGAUUGGGAAGCUGGCGCAGUCAUUUGGCGCCACUGAAGCUGCAUUACGCCUGUUAAUCUCUAUUUUUGCAGGAUAUGCCAUUGCUUUCUUAUAUCGUAAAUUUAUCGUCCUUCAGCCAAACAAAUUAUUGCAUCAUAUUUAUUUCGUCGCAUGGGGUUUGCUGCUAUGCCUCUUUAAUUUCGGCAAUAACACCUGCCACUCGCUCAUUGCUGUCGCCACCACUUAUGUUCUAGCACGAUUACUACGCUCAGCUCCACGUGAACUCAUCAUUAUCAAUUUCGUCUUUCACAUGUCAUAUCUGCUUGUGGGCUACUAUUACACAGAGAGUAAUGAAUAUGACAUCCUAUGGACAAUGCCGCAUUGUGUGAUGGUGUUGCGUUUGAUUGGUUUUGGGUUCGACAUAACCGACGGCCUGAAAGAGCGUGCAAAGCUUUCUAAAGAGCAACAGGAAAAUGCAAUUGCCGAGCUACCCUCACUGCUUGAGCUGUUUGCUUUUGCUUAUUUCCCUUGUUCGUUUUUAAUUGGACCACAGUUUGCAUACCGUCGCUAUCAGCGUUUUAUUAGUGGUGAAUUCCGACAAUACGAAGGUGGUGUGAAUGCUGGUCUCAAGCGUAUGUCUAUUGGAUUUGUAUACUUAAUCAUUAGACAAAUAGGUGCCACAUAUUUUCCUGACUCCUACUUCAUUUCGGAUGAAUACCCGAAAGUGCCUUACUUUUGGCGGCUUGUCUAUUUGGGUGUGUGGGCAAAAUUGGCAUUGUCCAAGUACGUCGCAUGUUGGCUACUAACAGAGGGUGCGCUCAUGAUUUUAGGCAUUUCACAUGCGGGAAAGAAGGAAAAUGGCGAAAACGAUUGGUCUGGUUGUUCAAAUGUAAAUCUUAUAAUAUUAGAAACUGGCUAUUCAAUGCAACAUUACGUGCAUUCAUUUAAUGUCAAUACGAAUCAGUGGGUCGGCCAAUAUGUCUAUAAGCGGUUAAAGUUUCUUAACAAUCGCACGAUCAGCUACGCUGCUGCUUUGGGUUUCUUGGCUGUAUGGCAUGGCUUCCACAGUGGCUAUUACAUGGCUUUUCUGAAUGAGUACAUGACUGUAACGGUGGAGAAGCAAUUUGCCAGUGUUUGGGCAAAGACCAACAUUGACGUGUACGCCGAUCUUAUUAGUCCACCAUUUGUAUAUCCCGUACUGAAAUACUGCGUACAAAAGCUUUAUGAUCUCUUCUAUAUUGGCUGGUGUAUGACACCGUUCAUUCUGUACAGUUAUCCGCGUUGGAUGAAAGCCUAUAGUUCGGUCAAUUAUUUUGCUUUUGUUGCUAUCAUCGUGUGGACGAUUUUCUAUCAAGCAUUUAAAUAUUUUGAGCGUUCGGCAAAGCGGCGUGAACAGGAUAAUACUUUUGGACGCGCAACAACACUUUCGCCAACUGUGGAGGAGAAAAUUGACGAGAACCGAAAUUAGUAAAUGUACUUAUAAAUAAGUGGCACGAGAAAUUGAUAGGGGGGAGUAUAGAUAUAUAUAUGUAUAUAUAUAUAUUUAUAUAUAUUCGGUGGAAUGUGGUGUAACUGCUAAUAAUGAAACUGGCAGCUUGUUGUAUAAACUGUGCAAAAAGAAAAGGCUGUUAAAAAAAAUGAAAUUCGCGAAAAUAAGACACAUAUUUUUAUAAGAGUCUAAAUAUUUUUUUUUUUUUUGUAAUAAGAUGAGUUUAUAGGUUCUUUGCUUUUGAUGCUUGAGGGGGGAGCCUGGUUUAUUUUUUUUUUUAAGGAAAAAAAUUAAUUUAGCACUGCAAAGUUUUUUCUAUCUUUUAAUGAACAUUUAAAAAGUAUAAAAAAUGUUUGUACUGGUUAAAAUAAGUUGACAAAAAUGUUUAACAUAGAAAUUAGUAGAGCGCUGCAACGCUGGAGUUUCCAACUGGCGUACAAGAUACAGCUCGUAAUUAUUAUCUAAAGCAAAAAAUUCAAAUGGAUUUUUAAUUAUCAUAAUUUUUUAUUCUGGAUGACCUAAGAAAACUGAGAGAAAUUCCAAAAUUUCAACUUUUUGGAGGUUUAAAAAAAAAAAAUGCCUUCAACUUGAUAUAAAAAUCUUGAAAAUUUUUUUUAAUCUAUUUUGUUUGUUCAAAUAGAAGAGAAUUUAAUACUGAAGAGAACAAGCUAUGAUUAAUUUCAAAAGGUUCAUUAGUAUUUUUUCAUUCAUAUACGCCAAUUCAAAGAAAUCAUAAAAAUGAAAAGUCGAGAAAAGAAGAUAAAGUUUGUACUAUAGCUGUCCGGUCACAGCGUAACUACCUAACGCUUGCCUACCUUUGGCUUUGUAUCUACGGAAAAAUUGAGAAUUAGGCUCUGUAACUUUGUGUGAAUAUUCUGAAAUAUAUUAGGAAUCGCUUAAAAUGAAAAAAAACAUUGAUUUUUUUGACCUUAUAAACCAGGCUCCCCCCUUAAACAAAAAAUGUUAAAAUUGGCUGUAAAUUUCCGGUUAGUGGCUUUGAACAAAAUUCAAUACUGGCUAUAUUUCGAAUGCAUAGUAUUAUUGUCGGAAGUGCUAUAUACACAUUUUUUUUCUUUUUUGUUUUUUUAUUUGGUCAUUUUGUAUUUUGCAACACCGCAGCCUUCUAGUCAGUAAUUACAUUUAUUUAAUUCAUAUCACACAUUGCAUAAGUUUACAUCCUGCAAAUCUCAGGCACACCCAAUUGUACAUAUAUAUAUAUAAAUAAUUAAUUGAUCAAAUUAGACGCGUUUUCUCAUAAGUUAAAUAUUAUAUAAAUUUUUUCAUAUACAAAUCCUAAUUUCAAAACUUGUAAACUUACGUAGUCGCAAUGCUUAAUGUUCUAUUUGUACUAGUUAAUUAUUUCCUAAGUGUAAAUGACGCGCAUCAUUUGCAGAGGCUUACCAAAAUAUAUACUUACAAUCGUUGACUGCAAUUACCCAACAUAAAAGCUGUUACAACUCAACCAACAAAUAUAUUUAUCUGACCUUUAUGUGCAUACAAAAAUAGUACUUAAAAUAAAGAUUUAUGGAUGCUGUCGGAAAUAUAAGAUGAGAUGUAGCAUUAAUUAAUUUUGAAAAUAAACAAGUCAAUUUUCCUCAAUUAUGCGCAGAAAA
This is a messenger RNA of Anastrepha ludens (Mexican fruit fly), 3493 nucleotides long. It is a transcript of the gene nes, whose product is annotated as lysophospholipid acyltransferase 5. The transcript is spliced from 5 exons. Gene Ontology annotation, molecular function: lysophospholipid acyltransferase activity; 1-acylglycerophosphocholine O-acyltransferase activity. NCBI's taxonomy places the organism in Eukaryota, Metazoa, Arthropoda, Insecta, Diptera, Tephritidae. The record is from RefSeq and is a predicted model, not a curated record. Gene Ontology annotation, cellular component: membrane. The coding region runs from base 372 to 1859 and encodes 495 amino acids. Gene Ontology annotation, biological process: phosphatidylcholine biosynthetic process; lipid modification.